AUGGAAUCUAAGGCAACGGCUUCUGGCUCCUUUUUGGAGAACAUCAUUGGAAAACCAGUAUACGUCAAGCUAUUCUCAGGAAUAUUGUAUCAAGGUAAGCUAGAAUCAAUUGAUGGGUUUAUGAACGUCACAAUGUCACAAGUGUCGGAACAUUAUGAGGCAGAAGAGAACGGAACUUUGCAUAAAUAUCCUUCUGAAGUAUUUCUAAGGGGAUCGCAGGUGUUAUACAUUAGCGAAAAAUAG
Kluyveromyces lactis is the source of this 243-nucleotide messenger RNA. RefSeq names its product U4/U6-U5 snRNP complex subunit LSM6 (gene LSM6). Gene Ontology annotation, molecular function: RNA binding. Gene Ontology annotation, cellular component: nucleolus; P-body; U6 snRNP. Bases 1 to 243 code for a protein of 80 amino acids. The record is from RefSeq and is a predicted model, not a curated record. Lineage: Eukaryota; Fungi; Ascomycota; Saccharomycetes; Saccharomycetales; Saccharomycetaceae. Gene Ontology annotation, biological process: maturation of SSU-rRNA; mRNA splicing, via spliceosome. The transcript has a single exon.